CGCAGACAUUGCAGCAGAGCCCCGAACUCGGGAGGCGGCGGCGGAGGAGGCGGAGGAGGCGCGGCGCGGCGCAGGGACGACCCGGCCCCACGCCCGCCCGCCACUCGCGCGCGCCCGUCCGCCCGUGGCCUCGCGUCCGCCGCUGCGCCGGGAGCGCCGCCGGUCGGAGGGAAGAGCUCGCCGGGGCGCCGGGCCGGGACGGGGCGGCGGGCGCCCUCGCGGACCGAGCCUGACGGAGCCGGAGGCUGGGAGCAGCGGCGGCCUCGGGAAGUGUUUGGAUUGUGAGCUAUUUCAGAACUCUGUUCUCAGGACUCAUUAUUUUAACAUUUGGGAGAAACACAGCCAGAGAUGCACACUUGACUGAAGGAGGACGGGGAAUCUGAAGACUCCAGAUGACAUCAAAGCUACUUUUCAACAGCCUUCUCAGUUUCCUUUCUCAGAAAGCAGAGGCUUAAAGCUUGGAGACAGAUGAAUACUGAUAUUUGCAUUUAAUGGGGAAUAAAAGAUGAAGAAGGAAAAAGAAUAUAUUCACUAAGGAUUAUAUCUGCUUACUGCUACAGACCUAUGUUUUAAGGAAUUCUCCUCCUUCUUGCUUAGAAGUUCAUCAGCUCUUUGGUCAGACUGCAUUUAUCUUGUCAUUGCCAGAAGAAAUCCUCAUCAGAAUGUAAGAGUAUGUCUGUCUCUCAGUGCUAUGGAAGGUGAUAAACUGAUACUCAGUUAUUAAAGUUACAUCUCACCGCAGAAAACCAUUCUUCAAAGUGAAUAGAAACCAAGCCCUUGUGAACACUUCUAUUGAACAUGACUCAUGGAGAAGAGCUUGGCUCUGAUGUGCACCAGGAUUCUAUUGUUUUAACUUACCUAGAAGGAUUACUAAUGCAUCAGGCAGCAGGGGGAUCAGGUCCUGCCGUCGACAAAAAGUCUGCUGGGCAUAAUGAAGAGGAUCAGAACUUUAACAUUUCUGGCAGUGCAUUUCCCACCUGUCAAAGUAAUUGUCCAGUUCUCAAUACACAUACAUAUCAGGGAUCUGGCAUGCUGCAUCUCAAAAAAGCCAGACUGUUGCAGUCUUCGGAGGACUGGAAUGCAGCAAAGCGGAAGAGGCUGUCUGAUUCUAUCGUAAAUUUAAACGUAAAGAAGGAAGCUUUGCUGGCUGGCAUGGUUGACAAUGUGCCUAAAGGCAAACAGGAUAGCACAUUACUGGCCUCUUUGCUUCAGUCAUUCAGCUCUAGGCUGCAGACUGUUGCUCUGUCACAACAAAUUAGGCAGAGCCUCAAGGAGCAAGGAUAUGCCCUCAGUCAUGAUUCUUUAAAAGUGGAGAAGGAUUUAAGGUGCUAUGGUGUUGCAUCAAGUCACUUAAAAACUUUGUUGAAGAAAAGUAAAGUUAAAGAUCAAAAGCCUGACACGAAUCUUCCUGAUGUGACUACAAACCUCAUCAGAGAUAGGUUUGCAGAGUCUCCUCAUCAUGUUGGACAAAGUGGAACAAAGGUCAUGAGUGAACCACUGUCAUGUGCCGCAAGAUUACAGGCUGUUGCAAGCAUGGUGGAAAAAAGGGCUAGUCCCGCCACCUCACCUAAACCUAGUGUGGCUUGCAGCCAACUGGCAUUACUUCUUUCAAGUGAAGCCCAUUUGCAGCAGUAUUCUCGAGAACAUGCUUUAAAAACACAAAAUGCAAAUCAAGCAGCAAGUGAAAGACUUGCUGCUAUGGCCAGAUUGCAAGAAAAUGGCCAGAAGGAUGGUGGCAGUUUCCAGCUCUCAAAAGGAAUGUCAAGCCAUCUUAAUGGUCAGGCAAGAACAUCAUCAAGCAAACUGAUGGCUAGCAAAAGUAAUGCUGCAACAUUUCAGAAUCCAAUGGGUAUCAUUCCUUCUUCCCCUAAAAAUGCAGGUUAUAAGAACUCACUAGAAAGAAACAGUGUAAAGCAAGCUCCUAACAAUAGUUUGCUUUUACAUCUUCUUAAAAGCCAGACUAUACCUAAGCCAAUGAAUGGACACAGUCACAGUGAGAGAGGAAGCAUUUUUGAGGAAAGUAGUACGCCUACAACUAUUGAUGAAUAUUCCGAUAACAAUCCUAGUUUUACAGAUGACAGCAGUGGGGAUGAAAGUUCUUAUUCCAACUGUGUUCCCAUAGACUUGUCUUGCAAACACCGAGUUGAAAAAUCAGAAUCUGACCAACCUGUUUCUUUGGAUAACUUUACUCAGUCCUUGCUGAACACUUGGGAUCCAAAAGUCCCAGAUGUAGAUAUCAAAGAAGAUCAAGAUACCUCAAGGAAUUCUAAGCUAAACUCACAUCAGAAGGUAACACUUCUUCAAUUGCUACUUGGCCAUAAGAAUGAAGAAAAUGUAGAAAAAAGCGCCAGCCCUCAGGGAGUACACAAUGAUGUGACCAAGUUCAAUACACAAAAUUAUUCAAGGACUUCUGUGAUAGAAAGCCCCAGUACAAAUCGGACUACUCCAGUGAGCACUCCACCAUUACUUACAUCAACCAAAGCAGAGUCUCCUAUCAAUCUCUCUCAACACUCUCUGGUUAUCAAAUGGAAUUCCCCACCAUAUGCCUGCAGUGCUCAGUCUGAAAAGCUAACAAAUACUGCAUCUAACCACUCAGUGGACUUUACAAAAAGCAAAGAGCCGCCAGGAGAGAAGCCAGCCCACAGUGAAGGUGCACAAAACUCUGCAACUUUUAGUGCCAGUAAGCUGUUACAGAAUUUAGCACAAUGUGGAAUGCAGUCUUCCGUGUCAGUGGAAGAGCAGAGAUCUAGCAAACAGCUGUUAACUGUAAACACAGACAAACCGAUGGGUAUGAUUGAUAGAUUAAAUAGCCCUUUGCUCUCAAGUAAAACAAAUGUGGUUGAAGAAAAUAAAGCAUUUACUAGUCAACCAACAGUUCCAGAACCAGGACUUUCUGGUUCUGAAAUAGAAAAUCUGCUUGAAAGACGUACUGUCCUCCAGUUGCUCCUGGGAAACCCCAACAAAGGUAAGAGUGAAAAGAAAGAGAAAACUCCCUUAAGAGAUGAAAAUACUCAGGAACACUCAGAGAGAGCUUUAAGUGAACAAAUAUUGAUGGUGAAAAUAAAGUCUGAGCCUUGUGAUGACUUACAAAUUCCUCAUACAAAUGUGCACUUGAGCCAUGAUACUAAGAGUGUGCCAUUCUUGGGUAUGGCUCCUGCUUUGCAAAGAAGCGCACCUGCCUUACCAGUGUCCGAGGACUUUAAAUCGGAGCCUGUUUCACCUCAGGAUUUUUCUUUCUCAAAGAAUGGUCUGUUAAGUCGAUUGCUAAGACAAAAUCAAGAUAGUUACCUGGCCGAUGAUUCAGACAAGAGUCACAGAAAUAAUGAAAUGGCACUUCUAGAAUCAAGGAAUCUUUGCAUGGUCCCUAAGAAAAGGAAGCUUUAUACUGAGCCAUUAGAAAACCCAUUUAAAAAGAUGAAAAACAACACUGUUGAUGCUGCAAACAAUCACAGUGCCCCAGAAGUACUGUAUGGGUCCUUGCUUAACCAGGAAGAGCUGAAAUUGAGCAGAAAUGAUCUUGAAUUUAAAUAUCCUGCUGGUCACAGCUCAGCCAGCGAAAGUGAACAAAGGAGUUGGGCCAGAGAGAGCAAAAGCUUCAAUGUUCUGAAACAGCUGCUUCUCUCAGAAAACUGUGUGCGAGAUCUGUCCCCGCACAGAAGUAACUCUGUCACCGACAGUAAAAAGAAAGGACACAAAAAUAAUGUGACCAACAGCAAACCUGAAUUUAGCAUUUCUUCUUUAAAUGGACUGAUGUACGGUUCCACUCGGCCCAACAGUUGCAUGGAUAACAGGACAUUUUCAUACCCAGGAGUAGUAAGAACUCCUGUGAGUCCUACUUUCCCUGAGCACUUGGGCUGUGCAGGGUCUAGACCAGAAUCUGGGCUUUUGAAUGGAUGUUCCAUGCCCAGUGAGAAAGGACCCAUUAAGUGGGUUAUCACUGAUGUGGAGAAGAAUGAGUAUGAAAAAGAUUCUCCAAGACUGACCAAAACCAACCCAAUACUAUAUUACAUGCUCCAGAAAGGAGGCAAUUCUGUUACCAGUCGAGAAACACAAGACAAGGACAUUUGGAGGGAGCCUUCAUCUGCUGAAAGUGUCUCACAGGUCACAAUCAAAGAAGAGUUACUUCCUACUGCAGAAACGAAAGCUUCUUUCUUUAAUUUAAGAAGCCCUUACAAUAGCCAUAUGGGAAAUAAUGCUUCUCGCCCACACAGCGCGAAUGGAGAAGUUUAUGGACUUCUGGGAAACGUGCUAACAAUAAAAAAAGAAUCAGAAUAAAAUGUACCUGCCAUCCAGUUUUGGAUCUUUUUAAACUAAUGAGUAUGAACUUGAGAUCUGUAUAAAUAAGAGCAUGAUUUGAGAAAAGCAUGGUAUAAUUGAAACUUUUUCAUUUUGAAAAGUAUUGGUUACUGGUGAUGUUUAAAUAUGCAUACUAACUUUUGCUUAACAUUAGAUGUCAUGAGGAAACUACUGAACUAGCAAUUGGUUGUUUAACACUUCUGUAUGCAUCAGGUAACAACUGUGAGUAGCCUAUGAAUGAAAUUCUUUUAUAAACAUAAAUAAUAGGCAUAAAUUAAAAUGUAAAAUUCCAUUCAUAGUGGAUUAAUGCAUUUUGCUGCCUUUAUUAGGGUACUUUAUUUUGCUUUUCAGAAGUCAGCCUACAUAACACAUUUUUUUAAAGUCCAAACUGUUAAACAAGUCUUUAAAGGAUAAUUAUCCAAUAAAAAAAAAAAAACUAGUGCUGAUUCACAGCUUAUUAUCCAAUUCAAAAGUAAAUUAGAAAAAUAUAUGAUUACAUUUUUCACUUUUGCUAAAAAAAAAAAAAAAAGUGUUUAUUUUUAUCUCUUGGAAGAGCUUUUCUGGUUCCCAAUGUCUCUGUCCCACCCUGGUCCUUUUCAAUAUAUAUUUCUUUAAACCUUGUACUACUUAAUAAAAAUUGAUUACAAUUGAGGGAAGUUUGAUAGAUCCUUUAAAAAAGGCAGAUUUCCAUUUUUUGUAUUCUAACUACUUUACUAAAACUCCUCCUUUUACAGAAUUAGAAAAGUUAACAUUUAUCUCUAGGUGGUUUCCUGAAUAGUUCAAUAUUUAAGAAAUUGUUUUUAACAGAAGCAAAAAUGGCUUUUCUUUGGACAGUUUUCACCAUCUCUUGUAAAAGUUAAUUCUCACCAUUCCAGUGGUACCUGCAAGUCUUAUGACCAGGAUUCCUUAAAGCUGAACUCAGACCACUUGCAUUAGAACCAUCUGGAGCACUUGUUUUAAAAUGCAGAUUCAUAGGCAGCAUCUCAGAUCUACAGAACAAGAAUCUCUGCUAAGUGGACCUGGAAUCUUCCAUCUGCAUCUUAACAUGCUCCCUAGGUGUGUCUUCUGCACCUUGAUGUUUGAGAGCCUUGGCUGAUAACUUUCCUCAGAACAUGAGACUGUAAAACAAAAACAAAAAAACUAUCUGAUGCCUCUAUUUUCCCCAAUACAGUGACACAUCAGCUCAAAAUCUGCAAUAUUGUAGUUCAUAUAUUACCGUUAUGUCUUUGGAAAUCGGAUUCAGAACACUUUUUAUGACAAAAAAAAAAUGGGUGGAGGGGACAACUUUCAUAUCUGGCUCAACAUCUCAGGAAAAUCUGUGAUUAUUUAUGUGUUCUAAUGAGUAACAUCUACUUAGCCUUAGGGAUGGAAAAACAGGGCCACUUACCAAACUCAGGUGAUUCCAGGAUGGUUUGGAAACUUCUCCUGAAUACAUCCUUAACCUUUAUUAAAACCAUUGUCCUAAGAACAAUGCUUACAAAGGUUACAACAUUUAGUUCAAACCCAACAAAGGCACUAAACUCAGAAUGACUAAACAAAAAGUACAAAGGGCACAUAUUCAUGACAGAAUUGUACACAAUCACUCCAUUGGACGUAUUAUUUUAAAAUAGUGAUGAAAAAUAAAUGUUGAUACUGUCUUAGAAGAACUUAAUGUAUUAUUGAAGCCACAUGGGCUUUAAAGUUUGAAACAAGUCUCUUUUUAUGUUCAGUUUGUACAAUUCACAAUUCAUUCACCAGAUAUUUUAUUUUUAAUUGUGAACCAGGUUAGCAAAUGACCUCUCAAAAAUUAUUCUAUAAUCACUAUUAGUUAGAAGGAAAUUGAUUUAAAAUUGUUCUACUUGAAGUGGUUUCUAAGAUUUUUAUAUUAAAAUUGGGUGUGAUUUCCUAUUAUGAUCUAAAACCCUAAAUGGUUAUUUUUCCUCAGAAUGAUUUGUAAAUAGCUACUGGAAAUAUACAGUAAUAAGAGUGAGUAUUAUGCAACAUCAUGGAGAAGUGAAGGAGGCAUAGGCUUAUUCUGACAUAAAAUUUCACUGGCCAGUUGAAUACAUUCUACUCCAUGUCCAUAGUGUGACAAUCUUACUGUCAAACACUAUAUAAAUAAGCUUUUAAGCAAGUCAUUUUUCUUGAUCAUUGUGAAAAGGCUGGAGCCUUAGAGGUAUGUCAGAAAAAUAUGUUGGUAUUCUCCCUUGGGUAGGGGAAACUGGCCUUUUUACAAGAGAGUGAAAUUUAGGUCAGAGAAAAGACCAUUAAGGGCCAGCAUUGCUAUUUUUUCUUGUUGUGAAUUUUGUUUUGUUUUUUUUUGGUUGGUUGGUUGGUUGUUUUCAUUGUUGUUAACAAUUAAAGGAAUGAGAAUAUGUAAUACUUAAGUAAAUAUGACCACAAAGAAUGCUGUUCUGAUUUACUAGAGAAUGUCCCCAAUGUGAAUUUAGGGUGAUUUAAAGAACAGUGAGAAAGGGCAUACAUCCACAGAUUCACUUUGUUUAUGCAUAUGUAGAUAAAAGGAUGCACAUAUACACAUUUUCAAGGACUAUUUUAGAUAUCUAGACAAUUUCUUCUAAUAAAGUCGUUUGUGAAAGGGUACUACAGCUCUCAUUGACAUCAGUAAGGUAGCAUUCAUUACCUGUUUAUUCUCUGCUGCAUCUUACAGAAGAGUAAACUGGUGAGAGUAUAUAUUUUAUAUAUAUAUAUAUAUAUAUAUAUAUAUAAUAUGUAUAUAUAUAUAUUGACUUGUUACAUGAAGAUGUUAAAAUCAGUUUUUAAAGGUGAUGUAAAUAGUGAUUUCCUUAAUGAAAAAUACAUAUUUUGUAUUGUUCUAAUGCAACAGAAAAGCCUUUUAAUCUCUUUGGUUCCUGUAUAUUCCAUGUAUAAGUGUAAAUAUAAUCAGACAGGUUUAAAAGUUGUGCAUGUAUGUAUACAGUUGCAAGUCUGGACAAAUGUAUAGAAUAAACCUUUUAUUUAAGUUGUGAUUACCUGCUGCAUGAAAAGUGCAUGGGGGACCCUGUGCAUCUGUGCAUUUGGCAAAAUGUCUUAACAAAUCAGAUCAGAUGUUCAUCCCUACAUGACAGUAUUCCAUUUCUGGACAUGACGUCUGUGGUUUAAGCUUUGUGAAAGAAUGUGCUUUGAAUCCAAGGGUCUUAAACAAUUUUUUUAAAUCAAGUCAACCACUUUUAAACAUAAAGAAUUCACGCAACACUUUCAUGAAUUUUUUAAUCCCAUUACAAACAUUAUUCCAAGAGUAUCCUGGUAUUAGCAAUACUGGAAUACAGGCACAUUACCAUUCAUAGUAAGAAUUCUGGUGUUUACACAGCCAAGUUUGAUGCGAUCUGCUCAAUAAUAUAAUGUCAUUUUUAUUAGAAAUUUAAUUCUUCAUGUGAUGUCAUGAAACUGUACAUACUGCAGUGUGAAUUUUUUUGUUUUGUUUUUUAAUCUUUUAGUGUUUACUUCCUGCAGUGAAUUUGAAUAAACGAGGAAAAAAAUGCAUUGUC
This is a messenger RNA of Saimiri boliviensis boliviensis (Bolivian squirrel monkey), 7781 nucleotides long. The record is from RefSeq and is a predicted model, not a curated record. Lineage: Eukaryota; Metazoa; Chordata; Mammalia; Primates; Cebidae.